GCCCGGAGCUAUGGGGUGGGGGUGGGGCUGGGCGCUGCUCUGGGGGCUGCUGGGGACAGCCCCCGCCCUGCGCUGCCCCCUCUGUGACGUCACCGGCUGCCGCCCCCCCGUGGCCUGCCCCUCCCCCCGCGCCGUUUGCCGCCGCACCACCCUGAGCGCCCUGAGAGACGGGCGCGAGCUGCGGCGGGAGGAGAGCGGCUGUGACGUCACGGGGCCGCCCGAUGUCGUCAUCACGUUCCGCUCGCACGGCGAGCUCGUGACGCUGCGCGAGGAGCGCUGGGGGGAGGGGGAGGGGCGGGGGGGCCACGCCCACGGACACGCCCCCGACACGCCCACCAACGGCAGCCGGAGGGAGGCGGGCCCCCCCCGGCUCUGCCCCACCUGUGACGGCCAUGACGGUUCCUGCGGGCGCCCCCUGGCGGCGCUGCCCUGCCCCCGCCCCCGCGACCGCUGCAUUGACGUCAUCAGCCGGGGACCGGGCACAGUGGGGGAGGGGCGCAUCCGGGGGUGUGGCCAGGCCGGGCCCUGCCGGGGCCUCCUCGCCUUCGAUUCCGGGAGCGGCCGCGGGGCGGCGCUGCGGUGCUGCCAGAGCGACCAGUGCGGAGAGGAGCCCGGGCCGCCCUCGCGCCUGCGCUGUUGGGGCUGUGACGGCCCCGCCCCCUCCGGCUGCGCCCCCCGCGAGCUGCGCUGCGGGUGGGGGAGGGGCCGCUGCUUCACCGCCCGCGGCAGAGGCUGCCGGGCGCUGCAGUGCCUCAGCUGUGGGGAGGAUGAUGAUGGCGGCUGCCGUGACGUCACCAACGUCACCUGCCCCACGGAGAGCGACGUCUGCGGCGAGGCCGUGGCGGCCGUCAGCUGGAGCCACGGUCAGCUGGCCGUGGGCUGGCGCGGCUGCGGCCGUGGCCAGCCGGGGGCGCUGGCCCGGGCCCUGCAGCUGCCCGGCCUCGUGGCCUUCGAGCGGCGCCGCAACUGCCGGGGGGAGGCCUGCAACCAGCAGCUGCCCCUGGGGGGGCACGGGGCGCUGGCCCUGCCCGCCAACACCACCGACCCCUCCCCCAACGGCCUGCGCUGUUAUGGCUGCCCCGAGGCCGGGCCCUGCCCCCCCACCACCAUCGUCCACUGCUAUGGCGACCUCCGCGCCUGUUUCCAUGGCAACGUCACCCUGCGCGCAGGUAACCUCACCUUGUGGCGGGAGCUGCGGGGCUGCGUCCCCGACGGCGACUGCGGCCCCGAGCGGCGCGGCGACGACGCGGCCUCGCUGGGCGGCUCCUGUUGCCGCGGCGACCUCUGCAACGGCAAGAUGGCCGACAAAAGCCUCUUCGCGCCCGACCUGCCCCGCCUGGAGCUGCUGCCGCACGGCCACGCCCCCACGGCCGCGCCCGACAACGCCACGGCGGACGGCGGGGGGAGAAAUGGCACCCGCGGCAAGAUGGCCGCCGGUGGUGGUGGCGGUGCCAGUAUGGACGCCGGCGACCGCACGGCCGCUGGUGAUGCCAAAACAGCCGCGCCCGGGCAUGACAUGGCCGCCGGCGGCAGGAGAGCCGCUGGCGGCAAGAUGGCCGCCGGUGGGAAGAUGGCCGCCGGUGGCAAGAUGGUCACCAGGGAUAAGAUUGCUGAUGAAGACAAGAUGGCUGACGGGGACAGGAUGGGUGAUGGGGACAAGAUGGCUGCCGGGGACAAGAUGGAUGAUGGAGACAAGAUGGCUGCCGGUGGCAAAAUGGUCACCAGGGACAAGAUGGCUGACGGAGACAAGAUGGCUGACGGAAACAAAAUGGCUGCCGGUGACAAAAUGGCUGAUGGAGACAACAUGGCUGCCAGUGACAACAUGGCUGACGGAGACAAGAUGGCCGCCGGUCACGUGGCCCCCAGGCGGCCAAUGGGGCGCAAGGAUGGGACCAAGGGUCCGGUGGGGCGGGGCCAAUCGCUGGGCGGGCCCGGGUGGCUCCUCCCCUUCCUGCUGUGGCCCCUCCUCCGCUGAGGGCGGGGCUUCUUCUGCAAUAAACGGGUGUGGUCAAA
Vidua chalybeata is the source of this 2013-nucleotide messenger RNA. It is a transcript of the gene LYPD3, whose product is annotated as LY6/PLAUR domain containing 3. The transcript is spliced from 10 exons. Lineage: Eukaryota; Metazoa; Chordata; Aves; Passeriformes; Viduidae. The record is from RefSeq and is a predicted model, not a curated record. The coding region runs from base 11 to 1975 and encodes 654 amino acids. Gene Ontology annotation, cellular component: plasma membrane.